Molecule: messenger RNA, 727 nt
Organism: Solea senegalensis (Senegalese sole)
Lineage: Eukaryota; Metazoa; Chordata; Actinopteri; Pleuronectiformes; Soleidae
Product: troponin I, fast skeletal muscle-like
Exons: 7
Coding region: 82-600 (172 amino acids)
Biological process (GO): muscle contraction
Cellular component (GO): troponin complex
Source: RefSeq, a predicted model, not a curated record
CCUCACUUUCUCCCAGUCCUUCAGUCUCUGCUGCCCUCCUCAUCGUCACUGUGUAGAGUCUGAAAGCAAAAAGAAUCCAAGAUGUCUGAGGGAAAGAAGAUGACAUCGAGCCGCAGGCAUCAUCUGAAGAGUUUGAUCCUGCAGAUCGCUGCUAACUGGCUGGAGCAGGAAGCUAAAGAAAAUGAAGAAGCCAAAGAAACCUACAUGGCAGAGAAUUGUGCCGCCCCUGACCUGAGCGGAGACCAAGCAGCUCUCAUUGAAAUCUGCAAAAAGCUGCACCAGUCCUUGGACAAGAUUGAUGAGGAAAGAUACGAUGCUGAGGCCAAAGUGGAAAAGAUGGACAAAGAGAUCCAGGACCUGAAGAUGAAGGUGGUGGAGCUGGCUGGAGUGAAGAAACCCGCCCUGAAGAAGGUUCGUAUGUCUGCUGACGCCAUGCUGCAGGCUCUGCUGGGAGGGAAACACAAGGUGACCAUGGACCUGAGGGCCAACCUGAAGCAGGUCAAGAAGGAGGUCAAGGAGGAGGGUGCAGAGGCAGUGGGCGACUGGCGUAAGAACAUUGAGGACAAAGCUGACAGGAAGAAGAUGUUCGAGACGUCUUAAAGACUUUCAAAUUCAACUUUGCAUUUUCACUUCUUCUGAUCUGCGAUGCCCACGGUUACAUCUGAGCCUUUUUCAUGGAAUUGGAAAAACUUGUGCCAUUAAAUUGUUAUUUUUUUGAAUAAGGCAA